This is a messenger RNA of Verticillium dahliae VdLs.17, 1953 nucleotides long. Its product is annotated as LEC14B protein. Gene Ontology annotation, molecular function: protein binding. The transcript has 4 exons. The coding region runs from base 1 to 1953 and encodes 650 amino acids. Gene Ontology annotation, biological process: proteasome-mediated ubiquitin-dependent protein catabolic process. The record is from RefSeq and is a predicted model, not a curated record. Lineage: Eukaryota; Fungi; Ascomycota; Sordariomycetes; Glomerellales; Plectosphaerellaceae. Gene Ontology annotation, cellular component: Cul4-RING E3 ubiquitin ligase complex.
AUGGACACGUCCGAUCGAGACUCAUCCGCACAGCCCGUUAGUAAUGACCCUCAAGAACUGGACGAGGAACUGCUUUCCGACUGGUAUAUUCAACAACAGGAGCAAGCUGCCGAGUCAUCUCUGAACUCCGACCAAGAUGAAUCCGAAAGUGGAGUUCACUAUGAAUACGUGCUCGAAGAUGCAGAGGACGACGACGACGAUGAUGAUGAGGAUUAUCAUGAUGCCGAAGACGGCGAAGAUACAGAAACAGAACGUGAAGUGGCCGGUCUCCUCGCAUCAAACGGAGACGAUGAUGAUGGCGAGGAAAACGAAGAGGACAGCGAUGACGCGGAUGACGCGCUUGAUGGUGUACAAGCGAUUUUAGAUGGCGCAGGAAUUGGAUGGUUGUCACGAGCACAAGUUAUGGCACUUCUGAGAGGCAGAAACCUUGGCAGCAUUUUGGUCGAAGAAGGCGAUGACGGCGAGUUUCUGAGCUUUGGGGCCAGACGUCGACGACGGGCGCCGCCCGAUCCUAACCGUUUUCCCAAAGUCCCGAGCGAGAAAGGCAUCGAGCUUAUGCACUCGGGUGUCUUUGGAGCCACUGAUGCUCGUGUUCACAAGCAGAAGCAGCUGGCCCGUCGCAUCCUCGACCGAGAGCUCGGCUUCGAUACCAGAGUCGACCGGCAAAAGAAUCAAGACAUGAUGGCGCAAAACAUGCUCCCAUCAAACAGAGCAGAAAUGAUUGUCCACUACGAUUCGCCUGUGUACUCGGGUCAGUUCUCCGAGGACGGCAACUUUUUCUACGCAUGUGGCCAUGACUUCAAAGUCCGCAUGUACGACACAUCGAACCCGUACAACUGGAAAUACUACAAGACCGUCGAGUACCCCUUUGGCCAGUGGACGUUGACCGAUGCGUCGCUGAGUCCCGACAACAAAUGGCUCGCCUAUACCUCGAUUCAUUCCAGCGUCUGUCUGGCGCCGACCGAUCCCAACGAUAGGGGUGAUCCGUAUACGCUCAACCUCGAUGCCGGCAGGGGUGGCCACCGAGGAUACCACAAUUUCGGUAUUUGGUCGGUGAGGUUUUCCGGCGACGGGAGGGAGCUCGUUGCCGGCACCAACAAAUGCUCCAUCAUCGUCUACGACAUCGAGUCCCGUACGGUGCUGCAUGAUGUACAGGGCCACGAGGACGAUGUCAAUGCCGUAUGUUUUGCCGACAAGUCUUCGCCACACAUCUUGUAUUCCGGCUCCGACGACACCACAAUCAAGGUCUGGGAUCGACGAAGCAUGGGCGACGGACGGCCAGCGGGCGCUUUUAUCGGUCAUACGGAAGGGUUGACAUACAUCGACAGCAAGGGCGACGGGCGCUACAUUCUGAGUAACGGCAAAGACCAAACUAUGAAGCUGUGGGACCUGCGCAACGUCAUGUCCACCGACAGGUUCAGCGAGCUCAACCCCACGCAGCACACGGCAGGCCGAGGCUUCGACUACAGAAUGGGGGUCUACAAUGACGACGACUGGGAGCCCCAUCCAAGCGGUGACAACUCGGUGGUCACAUUCCGCGGUCACAAGGUGUUGCAGACGCUCAUCCGCUGUCACUUCUCGCCGCCUUCCAGCACAAAUUCACGAUACGUGUACUCGGGAAGCCAGGACGGCAAGGUCUGGAUCUACAACAUGGACGCUACCGUGGCCAGCGUCAUCGACGUCAACAAAGCCACCAGGGGUUCGAGGACGUCGCAGAGGCGGAGGGUGUUCUACUACGACGAGUCCCCUAGCUGGAGGACAUGCGUGCGUGAUGCGAGCUGGCACCCCAACGCGCCACUGCUGGUCGCUUCGGCGUGGAAUGGGGCUGGCGCCUCAUUUGGCACGUGCAGUGUUCACUCGUUCAACGAGGCUGAUGACGAUGAGGCAGAGCCUAGGAUGGGCAGAAGUGUCGAUGAGCAGCUUCGAACAGAUCCAUCGCUCAAAGAUGUAUAG